UGGUGUGCGUGAUAUUUUUUGUAUCGCAAGCGUCUAUAGGCUAUGGUAGUCUCUACCAUCAGGCAGGACAUAAGACAGUUUGCCACGCUUUUAGUAAAAAAAAAUACGAGUUGCAAUAAUUUACUUUAAUCUAAAAAAUGUUUACAUGUUUUAUCUUUUUUACACGUUCAAUAAAUACAUGAUCUCUUUUACGUGUAUAGCUGUCUAGCACGCAGGAUACAGGAGGAUGGAAAGUACGUAAAGUUCUUUAGCAUAGCAGCAUGAUAAACAAAAUCUAGAAGUUACCAUGCGACUGACUGUCGAUAGUUUAUUUAUCGAUACUUCUCUUUGCUUCCUUAUUAGUCCCAUUUGUCUCUUUCUCUAAAAAUGCCAAAAUGGCUGAAAUCGGCUUUGUGCCAAGUGUAAAUGGUUAAUUUAUAGUUUCCAGGUAUUCAUUCGUCUAAUACAAAAGAAUUUGUUGUGUAUUCAACUGCGUAUAAUGUUAAAUGUUGUUAUUCAUAAAGAGUGUUAUUAAAACGCGUUUUAAUAAUGAGUGAGGUUGUCAACAAUCAAGGCACUUCUGCGGAAAUUGAGAAGCCGGUCCUAGUAAAUGAUGUCAAAUUCCCGCCUUUCCCAGAACCUACUGAGGAGGAAUUCGAAGAUGAUAUUAGCGAUGAUGAGAGGAUUUAUUACAAGCAGAAGUUUUCAGAUUUAAAUUUCGUUAAUUACAUGAAGUUGCACUGCACUGCAUGUGAUCGACAUUUAGGAUCGUCAACCCGCAAUGAAACUCGUAUGCGUGUUCAUCCUAUGCUGCGCACACUGGUGUGUCAUACAUGUCACACAUUUUAUAACAGUGGUGAAUUUGAGAAAGGUGAUGAUGGUUCAGAAUUAUACUGUCGCUGGUGUGGACAAGGAGGACAAGUAUAUUGCUGUUCAGAUUGUCCUCAUGUGUUUUGUGCUAAAUGUGUUAAACGCAAUUUCGGACAACCUAAAAUAAAAGAAAUUGAGAAUGCAGAUGAUUGGAAAUGUUUUAAAUGUAAUCCAAGGUGUUUAUGGGAUCUUCGUGCAUUAUGUUGGGCUUUACUAAGAUAUUGUGACUUCAAAAAUAAAAUAGCACACAAAACUGAAGAUCCUAAGUUAAAGGAAGCAUAUCAAAAAGAUUGUGCGAUUGAUCACUCAGAGUGUUGCAAACAUAAAACAAAACGUAAAGAGAAAUCUGAGCCUAAGAGUGCCAAGAAAGAUAAUGCUGACUUGGCUAAAAAAGUAGCAAAUACAGCGAUUGCUCGAAUCCCUGCAACAAUACAGGUGAAAAAAUUUGCAUCUAUUAAUAUUGAUGAUGCUUCUAAAGAAAAAAAGGCGCAGAAGAGACCAGCUAGUCCAAUCAAAAGUAAACCUGUGUUGAUGAAAAACCCUGUAGCUAUAGCCCAGGGUCAAAAUAUGAUUCAGCCAAUUUUAAUGCCUGCAUUGAAAAAAAUAAGGAUGCCGGUGAUGACAAGUCCAAGAAUGAAUCAAGAUAACAGAAAAAACUCAUAUUUAGCACAGAGUACAUAUUCCCGUAUACGGCCAAGGCCACCUGUUAUGCCAAUAAUGCAAGCCCCGUUCAAUGGAUUUCCUAACAGUAACACUUUUCACAAUAAUUCAUUUAACCCUAUGGUUAUUAAUGAUAACAUUAAUCUUUCUUUGGAAAGUUUGACACAGGGUUUAGAUAUGUCAGCUGUAGCGGCAAUGUCGAAUAACAGAAUUAAUCAAGAUGAUGAUGUUGUUUGUACUCCUGAUUUUCCCCUAGAGCCACUUUGCGAGGUUACUGAAGACAACACUGAUGAUGAUGUCCAAUGUAUAACUCCUGCCCCUGCUGUUAAGUCUUCACAACCGCAGCAAAAUCAACAGAAUGUAACAAAUUCUUCAGCUUUUAUUACACGCGUGGCGAAUAAUUUGCCUGAUGUAUCAUCUGACAAUAUAAUACAAAUGACUAGCGAUGAUGUGUCUGUGAACACACUUACUGGAGGUUUGAAAUUUCGUGUUGACCCUCAAACACUAUCGUCUAAUAAAAUGUACCGUUUACCUGAUGGGCGAAUUUUCGCUAUUAAUGCAAACCCUAAUAUGCCUGGUGGAUAUUCUGCAACAAUUGUGGCAGUAACAGAAACAUCUGGAAAACCCGUUGCACCAAAAGGUGCUACAUAUGCUGCAAAAUUAAGCGCAGUUCCGUCAUCAACACCAAAAGCAAAACCAGUUGCAUCUAAUAGCAACCAUCGAUCGUCAAGUUCAAGGGCAAAUAUAUUAAAAAAACCUACAAAUGUAUCAAAAACUUCCAGUUCUUCAUCAAAAGAUUCUGAUAUGCAUGUGUCAGUAGAAUGGUAUAGAUUUAAUUUAUUAGAAGCAAUGGAUUCUCUAGAAUAUUCAUUGGCAAGAUUGGAAAAACUAAAAAAACAAGCUACUACAUCGUAUUUACGACAAAGAUCUCUUGAUGAAAUGAGAAAUCUUCAUAGAACAUUGGAGAGGGUUUUGAAUACUUCAUCUUUUAGGUUUAACGAAAUCCGUGAUAAUCUGAAUAAGGAAUUAAAACAAUAUGUAAUUAAAAAAUCUGGUCAUGACGUGAGCGAUGAUGAUGACGAUGUUGAAAUAUUGCCAGACUUGAAUGAUGACCCUAUUUUCAUAGAUGAAAAUUCCAUGGAAUCGACUGUCAAUGAAACUAAUAAUGAAAACCAAGAAGUAGAUCUGACAGGUGUUGGUAGUAGUGAUCACAAUGAUAGUGUAGAAAAUAAAGAUGAUAGUGAUAUGAAUAAUGCACAUAAAGAAGAAAGUGGCUUGCUCAAUGAAAAAGAAGUUAUUUCUGAGGAAGUUCAUAAUGAUGAGAACGAUAGCUAUUCUGCUUCAAUCGAUAAUGCACAAAAAGAAAUAGAAAAUGGCGCUGAUGCUAAAGAUGAAAAUAAUGGAAAAGAAAUAAUGGAUAAUGAUAAACCUAAUAGUCCGAUAGAAAACAAUAAUUCAGGAAAGAGUCGCCAAAUGCAAGAGUCAUCAGAGACAAAUGAUGACAUGUUAAAGACUGAAGUCAGUGAAAUUGUUGAUAAAGAAGAUUUGGAUGCUGUAGAUAAAGAAAAGGAAGACUGCGUAGAGGAUGUCAAAAAAGAAAAUGUGGAUGCUACAGAUAAAGAAAAGGAAGACAGCGUAGAGGACGUCAGCAUGACAGAACAAACAGAGGAUAGUGUGAAACAGCAAAGUUCUAAUGAUGAAAUUAGUAAUAACAUAUCGUCUGAGGAAAAAUCAGAGAAACCUGAAAAAAUUAAACCUGAUGAUGAGUGUACUACAGAAAAUGGUGAAAAAAUCCAGGAAAUGAAUGAGAGUAUGAUUAACAAUAUAUUAAAGGAGGAAGAAAAAUUACCAGAAGCUGAUUUAAGUGAGGAAAUGAUUGAAAAUCUGCUUAAAGAUGAUAAUGUAGAUGAAAUUGACAACAUUCUUAACGAUAAGGCAAUGGAUGUAGUAUAAUGUGUAUAAAAUUUAUAAUGAGGGUUUUUUUUAUGCAGUAAUUAGACUAGUUAUAUCAAAUUAAGUUUGAAAUUAAUAUUAUAGAAUUGAAAAGUCUCAUACAAUAUUAUAUAAAAACUAUUUUGACUGGGAUAUUCACAAUACCAUUGUAAUUUAAAAUUUGACAGCAGACUCAUCCACUAGAGUGAACAGUUAUGUCUGCAGUUAGCUGCAUAGUAAAUAAAAACAAAUGUACACUAGAAUAGUGUUAAUUUUAAGGUAUAGAAAUAAAAGUGAAACUUUUUUUUAAUUAUAAAACGCCACUAUUAAGUUUAUUAAGAAAAAAACAGCUAUUACUUAAUUUCAUCAUAAACAUAGUUAUAUUUUCAAUAUCAGAUUUGAUAUAACUUUUGCUAAUAAAAACUCCUUUACAGUAAACUUAAUGACUAUUGAUUAAUAUGUUACGCUUCUGUAUCCGAUAUUGGUUUUUUACCUUAUGGUGGCACUUCACACGGGUUUUCUAAUUUGCUAAUUUUGUCAAAAUGAAAAAUAGCAAACACCAAGUUAAGUGCCGGUAUUAAGGUUUUUUUAAUGAAGUACCAGAAAAAUUACACACUUCGGAAUUACGGAGUUUACCCAUUGCGAUAGGCGGUUUGACAAGAUUUUGAAAAUGUUUAUAUGUUCUUUUUUACUGUAUAGUGGCUUCACAAAAAGUGGAUAUUUAUAAUUAGUUGUUUAUAUCAGUAAAAAUACGAAAAAAACAAAUAUGCUGCGUAAACGUUUCUCUAGCAAAUAUGGCGUAUUUACAGGCAGGUGAUGUCACACGGCUCUCAUUAAAACGUCAAACAGUUGAAAAGUAAUGUCAUUCGUCAUCGUCGUAACGAACGUCGAACCAGUCGAACGUUUACAAACAGGUGACGUUAUUUUAGGCUACACCUUUUGUCAGAAUAGUGAAAUCGCUUCCAAUAUGUUAAAAAUACACAUGCCAAAAUUGGUACUUUAUUUUGCGCUUUAAGUUUUAAUAGAUAUUCAAAUAUUGUGCGUACUGUCAAAUAGCCUAUUGUAUGAAGCUCUUUCUCUGUGCUUCUUUACUCAUGUAAUGAAACCGUCUUGCCGAUGGAAGUUCCUUUUUUAUUCUUUUUUUACAAUCGUUUCAAUAGCGUCAUAUAACCACGAUUCGGACACGGAGGUGUAACUUAGCUGUUGUAGAAGGCAUGAAUGGAAUCUGGCUGAGCGAGCCUGACGAGCUAACGGGAAAAGUAUGUUCUUCAAUCUCUUUUAAUCCCGUAUUAAAUAUGUAAUCUUGAGUGAAAAGCGGUAAUAUGCAAAUGUAUAAAAUAAAAUUUAAUUUUUUAUUAAAAUAAGCUCUGUAUUUUUAUACCCUUCUGUGAUCGCGAAUUUUUUUUUGAAGACUAUAAUUGAACCACGAGUGUCGUCCAUUAUUUACAUUGUAAUAUGCUAGGUGCGAUAUAUUUGCAUCCAGAGGAUUAAAGCUAUAUAUGUUCUAAUGCAGGGAUAAAUUUCCCUCUUACCUGUUCAUAUGACAUAAAAGAAAAUGUAUAUAUACAUAAACGAUAUUCGUUUUUACCUUCGCUUUCAAUUUGUCCUGUGCUUGAGGUUUCUUAUGAUCAAAAAUGAUUUUGAUUCCAUGUCAAAUCGAUGGAAUACCUAAGGAUUGUUAUGUUUCAACAUAGGCCUUUGUUAUGUAGGGAUAAUUAUAGAAAACUCAUUGUAGUAUAGUCAAGGGGAUCUAAGUGGAUACAAUUUGGCAUUAAAACCACCUUUUCGGAGUAAUAGAAGUUAAUACACUGUUUUGACCUUGCUGGUACAGCAGAUAAACUCUAGGGCAGUCCAUCUGCAUCUACUAACGAAUAAUUAAUAUGCUAUGCUAAAUACGUUUUAUUUUAAUUUCAUACAAGAAAACUACAGAAACAUAAAUUCUUAAUGCAUAAAAUCGUUUUUUUUUGUUCAUUAAUAUGCAAUGACGAAGAAGACGAUUCGCCUUCCUAGGAUGACCUAGUUUAUUUAUGAUGCCACUUCAAAAACGGUACAUUCCAUGAAAAAAUAUUCUAUUAUAGAAAUGAAAUUGGGGAUGCCAUUCGGUAGGUCACAACUUUCAUUUAAUAUACCGUGCAUGAACGACUCCAAUAGGCCGGUCGACCGUUAUCUAAGUCACGUUGCUUAGUUUCCUUUUACAUAUUGCCAUUAUUAUUUUUUGACGUAAUUAGAAUAACCUUUUCUUUGGAGACAUUCUUUUGAUGUUUAUAUUGAACUACCUAUAUUGUGAUGUUUAAAGAAUUGUGAAAAUUUAACUUAUAAAUUAGUUAAAACGAUUGUUGAUUUUGUUUAUUUAUGUUACAAAUUACUUUGACGGAUCCUUUUUUUUGUAGCGCUGCCUUAUUUGGUAAAAAAACCUCGCAUCUCUUUUAACGGCAUGCUAAAAUUGAGACACUGAUUUGUUCUUGUAAGUAAAUAGGUACUGCUGUGUCUGAAUAGUCUUGAACCUUGAAAUUUCAUGUAUUACCAUAUUACGUUGCAUACAAUUUUAUUAAUAUUUAGAUUAUAUCAUCUUUUAGAUUUCGAAUCUCAGUGUCUAACGAGCUUUCACAGGAUCAUAAAAAAUAAAAUAACCCUCUUUAUUGAUAUAGUAAGUUUUGUUCUCUUGGUUUUUGUCUAUUUCAUUGUUUAUCCAUUUCUUUAGUUUUUGUUAUAAAACGAAUAUAAUUAUUCGCUUGCUCAUAACUGGGAGUAACAUAUAACCAUCGAAUCAGAUAAUUUACUUGUGUAUUGCUUUUUAUGUUUAUGUAUUAGUUAUUUUGUUCAAGUUUAGUAUCUACAGUUCAUACAUAUUGCUAAUAUAAGUACAGCGGUCAUAAUGUAAAUGUAAAGGCUAUCUGUAAGCUUCAAUAUAAAAAAUAUCCUAUGUAAAUAUUAGGGUUUGGCCCGCGCCUAUUUUAUCUAUAUAGCUCAUUUUUAUUUGUUAUUAUUUCGUGCUAUAUUAUUAAAGUAGUUGCGCGUAUAUUUUGAACUUUGAUGAGUGAUGUAACAAGACGAAAAAAAAUAGAUUUAAAAUACAAAACUAUUGUAUUAAUUGAAAA
Messenger RNA from Chilo suppressalis (striped riceborer), 6539 nucleotides. The record is from the annotation of a GenBank genome assembly. Lineage: Eukaryota; Metazoa; Arthropoda; Insecta; Lepidoptera; Crambidae.